Messenger RNA from Symbiodinium sp. CCMP2592, 1398 nucleotides. NCBI's taxonomy places the organism in Eukaryota, Dinophyceae, Suessiales, Symbiodiniaceae. The record is from the annotation of a GenBank genome assembly.
AUGGGUGACUUUCGUGCAGUGUGCUCGGCAGCGGGAGUGACGUUUCUGGCAUGUUUCCUGGUUCUGGUCGUCAUGGCUUUGUUUGUGGCCCUCCUUUCCCCGGAGCACUGUUCCGAUGUCCACGACCAUGAUCACACCCACUAUGAUCCCCAUGAUCCUCACUACUACUUGCCCGUAGCUGGGACCGAUGAACCCUGCGACUUCGGCCAGUCAAUGUUCCUGGUUUUCACGACGUUUGUCGCUGGGAGUUGGGGUCAUCUAUACCCAUCCGAGAGCCAGCGCUGGGCGAUCUGUUUAGUUGCGUCCUUGGGCUAUCUAUGGCCGCUCAUGUCCACAGGAGUUCUGUUGUUCCAGAUGAAGCAGAAAUCGUUGUUGCGGCUUGCAGCUACCAGCCUGGCAGUGUGGUAUGUCACUACGGCACUGGUUGGCAACUUGCUCUUGAGUGCCCUGAUGUUGAUUCGCGAAGACGAUGCAGUUGAAGAUGUCGGACAUGAAGCGGAACCUUCCUACGGUAUCUGGCUGUACUUCGCGUGGAUGACAUAUCACCUGCGGGCCUUUGGGGAGGUCAGUCCACAUGGCUUUGUUCAAGAUUUGGUCAGCCUGCUGAUUGUCAUGAUGGGCAGCCUCUGCUGGGUGCUACCUUUGUUCACAGUGGCGCGGCAAACCGUGCUGGACCCCGGGGCCAGUCUCUUCUCCUCCGGCCCGAACGGCCAAUUUAAGCCUUUGUGCCGCAGGGCUGUGCAAGCGGUGGCACUGCCCUACGGCUGCUGCGUCAUUGUUCUUCUUAUCUUGGCGGGCAUCUAUUUCGCCUUGUGCACCGCAGACGAGUGCUCAGUGACGGAAUACAUCGGAUAUGGCGGUGCACUGCACCUCCUGUGGACAACCUUCCACGGAGCCACUUGGGGCCAUGUAAGUCCCGAAGGAGGCGUGCAGCAGGCUGUAGCCUGCAUCGUCGCCAGCUUGGGAUACCUUUGGCGCCAGUUGGUUCUUCUCCUGCUCCUUAGGUCCAUCAACCAACGUGAGAUCGCCAGAAAGUACACAGGCGCCCUUUUGGGCACCUAUUCUUGCUUCGCUCUCUUAGGAAACCUAAUACUGGCCGCUGUUGUCCUGGCCGUGGACAUGAACUCCGUGGGUGGAAGCUACGGCACUUCACUGUACUAUGCCUGGAUGACCUACCAUGGACGGGCAUACGGUGAAUACGCGCCCAUGUCCGCAGGUGGAGAAGCGAUUGCAGCACUGCUCGCCUGCCUGGGCAACUUGGGCUGGGUCUGGCCGCUUUUGCUUGUGGUCCGGAGCUCUGUGUUGGCCACCGUCCUCAGCACCGUGGUCCCCAUGGAGUCCGCUCCACAGGCAGCGCAGGUCGUUGGGGCACAGUUCGGAAACGACGCCGAGGCUUGA